Molecule: messenger RNA, 892 nt
Organism: Amborella trichopoda
Lineage: Eukaryota; Viridiplantae; Streptophyta; Magnoliopsida; Amborellales; Amborellaceae
Product: Nuclear transport factor 2 (NTF2) family protein
Source: RefSeq, a predicted model, not a curated record
UUCAUAUGAAUAGGAACGAUGCAAUCUCAAACACAUUUCAUGUGAAAAGGGAAAGACAAAAUAUAACAUGUCGUAAGUUACAAUCGGCUAAUUGUGAUUUCAUUUCAUUGACAAGAAGAAAUCAUUGGAAAUACUCAAGUGGAGAUCAUGCAAGCAAUCUAAAGAAAGCAAUUUGCAAGGCCAAAGAUCAGGGAAUAUAUGACUCGGAGAGUGACUGGAGAGGAACUUCCCCUGCAGAGUUGAUCCAUUGUUUCUAUGAGAUGAUCAAUAAUAGGAACACUAAGGAAUUUGAUCAAAUUAUUUCAGACGACUGCAGCUACGAGGACUUAUCGUUCUACAAGCCACUCCAAGGAAAAGAGGAAGUUAAGGUAUUCCUAGUAAAGCUGAUGAAUUGCAUGGGUAAGAAGGCGAAAUUUGUCAUUGAAAGCAUGGUGGAAGGAAACCAACUUGUAGUUGGUGUGAUGUGGCAUCUGGAGUGGAACAGUAAAGUGGUUCCUUUCACCAAAGGAAUCAAUUUCUAUGAAUGCGACUACAAGAGUAAAAAACUGGUCAUCAGGAGGGUUAGAAGCAUAAAUGAAUCACCAUUCAAACCAGGGGAUCUAACACUGAAACAGCUCAAAAUAAUCACUUUUCUAUUCGACCACUUUCCAUGGAUAGCUGAAAGGUUCCUAGAACGGCCAUAUGCUGCAGUUGAAUGGCUCAAAAAAAUCUAUAGCAGGCUCAUCAAGCCUUUUAUAUGGCCAUUAUAUUAUCCUGUCAUGGUAUAUUACAAAAGGCUCUGGAGCAUGUUCGCUUACAGCUUUGGCUACAUAUUUGCUUUAUUUGUCAAGAUUCUUGAAAUGUUUCAGGGAUGAGAACAAAAUUUCUUUAUACAACAUAAGCUGCAGUCGAA